This is a messenger RNA of Gossypium raimondii (Peruvian cotton), 971 nucleotides long. RefSeq names its product mitochondrial import receptor subunit TOM20. The record is from RefSeq and is a predicted model, not a curated record. Gene Ontology annotation, cellular component: mitochondrial outer membrane translocase complex. Gene Ontology annotation, biological process: protein insertion into mitochondrial outer membrane. Gene Ontology annotation, molecular function: protein binding. The transcript has 6 exons. NCBI's taxonomy places the organism in Eukaryota, Viridiplantae, Streptophyta, Magnoliopsida, Malvales, Malvaceae. The coding region runs from base 139 to 768 and encodes 209 amino acids.
GAUGCUGAAGUAGAGAAAGAUUCACUCUGUCAAAAUCUUUAGGGCUCCUUCCAAAGACACGGAGUCUUGAUUUGGAUACGCUCUAACAUUUGUCCGUACAGAUAAUUCAUACUAAAGAUUUAACCGGAAACCAAAGCCAUGGAAAUGUCCAACGAUCUCGAUAGGUUGCUCUUUUUCGAGCAAGCUCGUAAAAUUUCCGAGGCUACUUACGCUUCCAAUCCUCUCGAUGCCGAUAAUUUGACCAGAUGGGCCGGAGCUUUACUGGAGUUGUCUCAGUUUCAAAGCGUUCCAGAUUCUCAGAAAAUGAUUCAAGAUGCUAUUUCGAAACUAGAGGAGGCUUUAUCGAUUAACCCUAGAAAGCAUGAUGCUUUAUGGUGCUUGGGAAAUGCUCAGACUUCUUUUGCGUUUCUGACUAACAAGGAGGACGAGGCAAGACCUUAUUUCGAAAAGGCUGCUCAAUAUUUCCAGCAAGCAGUCGAUGAGGACCCGAGCAAUGACAUUUACCUCAAGUCUUUAGAAAUAUCUGCCAAGGCUCCAGAAUUACACCAGGAAAUCAUUAAGCAUGGCUUAGGUCAACAGACGCUUGGGGCUGGACCUUCUACUUCUACUUCCUCCAAUUCAACAAAGACUGCUACAAAGAAUAAGAACAGCAGUGAUCUCAAAUAUGACAUAUGUGGAUGGAUAAUCCUUGCUGUUGGCAUUGUUGCAUGGGUUGGGUUUGCAAAAUCACAAAUGCCACCCUCCCCACCGCCACCACCCCCGCGAUAAGCGACCACAUCAACAUUCUCCCAAGUGAUUCAGACAGCCUUCAUCCUUUUGAGUCGAGACAUUUGAAGGAAAUUUUAGAACUGUAUGUUAUGAGUACUUAUUUUUUUGACCUUAAUGCUUUCAUAUCAAUGAUCCAAUCCGAUAAAGAUUUCUGUAUGAAACAAUUAUUUUCUUUCCUUCAAAGCUUAGAAAUUUGUCUCGUC